This is a messenger RNA of Boeremia exigua, 843 nucleotides long. RefSeq names its product succinate dehydrogenase iron-sulfur protein-like protein subunit. Gene Ontology annotation, molecular function: 2 iron, 2 sulfur cluster binding; electron transfer activity. Gene Ontology annotation, cellular component: mitochondrial membrane. The transcript is spliced from 3 exons. Gene Ontology annotation, biological process: respiratory electron transport chain; tricarboxylic acid cycle; aerobic respiration. The coding region runs from base 1 to 843 and encodes 280 amino acids. Lineage: Eukaryota; Fungi; Ascomycota; Dothideomycetes; Pleosporales; Didymellaceae. The record is from RefSeq and is a predicted model, not a curated record.
AUGGCCUGCACACGCACCUUUGCUCGUCUGGCUACGAGGCAGACAGCCUUCCGCCCAGCUGUCUUCUCGCGCGGUUUUGCCUCCGUCGCUGAAACGACCUCAACGAAGCAGGAGCCCGCGCCCAGCCAGGAUGCGAAGACGAAGACCUUCCACAUCUACCGAUGGAACCCUGACGAGCCGUCGUCGAAGCCCAAGAUGCAAUCGUAUACCCUCGACCUGAACAAGACUGGACCCAUGAUGCUGGAUGCGCUUAUUCGCAUUAAGAACGAGGUCGACCCUACCCUUACCUUCCGGAGAAGCUGUCGUGAGGGUAUCUGCGGUAGCUGCGCGAUGAACAUUGACGGUGUCAACACCCUGGCUUGCUUGUGCCGCAUCCCCACAGACACCGCGAAGGAGUCUCGCAUCUACCCGCUUCCCCACAUGUACGUUGUCAAGGACCUGGUUCCUGACAUGACACUCUUCUACAAGCAAUACCGUUCCGUCAAGCCCUACCUCCAGCGUACUACCCCUUCGCCCGACGGUCGUGAAUACCGCCAGACCAAAGAGGACCGCAAGAAGCUCGACGGUCUCUACGAAUGCAUUCUUUGCGCCUGCUGCUCGACAUCUUGCCCGUCUUACUGGUGGAACCAGGAGGAGUACCUCGGACCCGCCGUUCUCCUCCAGUCUUACCGCUGGAUCGCCGACUCGCGUGACGAGAAGAAGGCUGAGCGCCAGGACGCCCUCAACAACAGCAUGAGUCUGUACCGAUGCCACACCAUUCUCAACUGCUCGAGGACGUGCCCCAAGGGUCUCAACCCUGCGCUGGCAAUCGCUGAGAUCAAGAAGAGCAUGGCUUUCACUUAA